UCUGUCCAUCCGGCUCAUCGUCGCUGAUCGUCGUGUACGUAAAAAAUACGACGAUGCUGGAGCGGAUGAUCGCCGUGACGAUCUGAAACGGGAAGUGGUAGUGAUCGUUCGAUACUUGUUGGUACUCGCAACAUUCACCGAAAUCAUCGAAGAGGACGAGUCCAACGGCGAGCUGAAAAAGGAAUAAUCACGUGACCGAGGGUGUCGUACCGAAGUCAACCCCGACGGCUCAGCCAUCGUACGUGAAUGUGUGCGCUUGUGUGAUAUGCCGGUGUCCCACUUCUUGGUGCAAUACGAUACCGUUCGUCUCUUAAAACUAUUUGCCUCGCGUCACCAAGGGUUCGAUCGAGAACGCAGCCGUGAUCGUCAUCGUCCGCUACUAUGUGCAUUACGCAUUAACAACGCAUAAACACCGUGAUUGAGCAUGUACGCACUGCAGAUGCAGACUGCCUGCCAGGGCGAUGGCACUGGUGAACCCGAUGACCCCAGCAGCCUUCAUCAGGAACCAGUGCGACCUGCUACCCAAGAUUGUAGCUCUUUCGAUAUUGUCAGAGCCACACAGUAUGGAGCAUUGGAGCGAGUGACACAGUUGGUAGAAGCUGGUGCUGAUGUGAAUCAGCCAGAUUCAGAAAAUGUGACGUUAUUGCAUUGGGCUGCUAUAAAUAAUCGUAAAGAUAUUGUCAAAUAUCUCAUUGCAAAGGGAGCCGUAGUCGAUGCUAUUGGUGGUGAUUUGGCCUCCACACCAUUGCAUUGGGCCACGAGACAGGGUCAUCUCUCUGCGGUUGUGAUUCUAAUGAGGGCAGGUGCUGAUCCAACCUUAAGAGAUUGUGAAGGCUUCUCCUGUAUACAUCUGGCGGCACAAUUUGGCUAUACGGCUAUAGUAGCUUAUUUGGUAGCGAAAGGCGUGAAUCCAAAUAUGCCAGAUAGAAGUGCCAUGACGCCCCUUAUGUGGAGUGCCUAUAAAGUUAAUAGUCUUUCUUUUUAUAGUCUAGAUCCAACACGACUGUUGUUGACUCUAGGUGCAUCGCACUCACUUACCGAUAAUUUGUAUGGUAAUACCGCCUUGCAUUGGGCCAUUAUAGCAAAAAACAACACGGCGAUAUCUAUCUUAGUACAACACGGAGCCUCGUUAGAUCUGCCCAAUUUCCGAAAUGAGACGCCAAUGACGCUGCUAGGUCCGCAUAUCAGCGCCACAUGGUUAGAACAUAAAAUCAGGGAUGAGAUUAAAGAAAAACAAGGUCGUACGAGAACAUGGUGUAGAGAUAAGAAAAUUCGUUGGUAUUGUAUGGUCACUACGCCGCUUAUAGCAUUUUAUGUGAUUGGUAUGGUUCUACAAAGUGGAUGGGAUUAUUUAUUAAAACUAGGUGCCUUUAUCACUCUUUAUGUAGCGGUGUAUUUAAUGAACCAUUUCGUGUUCGACGAACGGCUGUUUCACGUUUUGCCAGUGUCGAUUUAUUUUGCAACCAAGAUGUGGAUAUACAUUACAUGGAUUUUCUGGCUAGGUAUCCAUGCAGCAUGGUAUUUAUGGUUGUUAUUCGUCGGUGGAUCUGUUCCUCUCUGGAUAUGCUUUUUGCAAUCUUGGCGGGGUGAUCCCGGAAUUAUUACGGCUACUCACGAGGAUAAAUUAAAUACCAUAAUUGAAUUGGCUGAAUCAGGUGGUUUUGAGCCGCAAUGGUUCUGCAGUAGUUGUUUAGUUCGAAGACCUAUAAGAUCUAAACAUUGUGCUACAUGUGAUCGUUGUGUAGCACGAUUCGAUCAUCACUGUCCAUGGAUUAAUAAUUGCAUUGGUGCACAUAAUCAUAAGUAUUUUCUUGGAUUUCUGACGUCUGUGCUAGGAUUAUGCAUCAUUAUUUUGUUCGCCAGUGUACAAUAUUGGCAAUUCGAGUGCUGGUCAAAUUUAACGAAUGGUCAUAGUGCAGACAACUAUCUAGUAGCUGCAGCUACUUGCGAUGCUUGGGUGAUGUGGGUAGCAGCCAACACAUCCCUUCAUUUUUUUUGGGUCGGAACUUUGUUAGCAUGUCAAUGUUAUCAGAUUAUGGUCCUGGGAAUGACAACGAAUGAACGUGUGAAUGCUGGUCGUUACAAACAUUUCAAGCAAGGGAAUCCGUUCCAUCGCGGUGCCCUACAGAAUGCCGCCGACUUUUGUAACUUUAGCUUUUGCGGAGUGAAGGCAAAACCUAGCUCGGACUGGUUGCACAGUUUUGAUCUCAAACAAAGUAUCGAAAAGUUACCUUUGCUCACGCAAAAAGAUAAUUUUCAAUACGUUUAGAGUUCUAUAAGCAGUCAUGCGACGCUAAUUGUACACACAUACAUACACCAUAUCACUAUGCCUGACGUACUCCUUGGGUUACCAAAGAGUUGCCACAAACAUGUAAGUGACUUUCCAGUGAUGGCAGUAAUUAUGCAUACACGACGAUUUCGUCGAACACAUAUUCUCUAAGUAGCUCUAUAUAACAAUCGCUAAAUAACAAUUUUUCGACUCAUUUGUCGUAAAAGACUGUUAUAUUGCGCAAAUGUGCAUAUCCCACCUAUAUUCUAUUUAAAUAUAUCAAUGAAUGAUUAAUCGAUACAAAUGCACAAAUUUCAUCAUCAUUUAAAUUCCUCCAU
This is a messenger RNA of Atta colombica, 2607 nucleotides long. It is a transcript of the gene Hip14, whose product is annotated as palmitoyltransferase Hip14. Gene Ontology annotation, cellular component: Golgi membrane. Gene Ontology annotation, molecular function: protein binding; palmitoyltransferase activity. NCBI's taxonomy places the organism in Eukaryota, Metazoa, Arthropoda, Insecta, Hymenoptera, Formicidae. Gene Ontology annotation, biological process: protein palmitoylation. Bases 425 to 2269 code for a protein of 614 amino acids. The transcript has 10 exons. The record is from RefSeq and is a predicted model, not a curated record.